This is a messenger RNA of Chlorocebus sabaeus (green monkey), 993 nucleotides long. RefSeq names its product proteinase 3 (gene PRTN3). The record is from RefSeq and is a predicted model, not a curated record. Gene Ontology annotation, biological process: proteolysis. Gene Ontology annotation, molecular function: serine-type endopeptidase activity. NCBI's taxonomy places the organism in Eukaryota, Metazoa, Chordata, Mammalia, Primates, Cercopithecidae.
CACCAUGGCUCCCAGCCACCGGCCCCCCAGCCCUGCCCUGGCGUCCGUGCUGCUGGUCUUGCUGCUGAGUGGUGCUGCCCGGGCUGCGGAGAUCGUGGGCGGACGCGAGGCGCAGCCACACUCCAGGCCCUACAUGGCCUCGCUGCAGGUGCAGAGCGACCUGGGCAGCCACUUCUGCGGGGGCACCUUGAUCCACCCCAGCUUCGUGCUGACGGCCGCGCACUGCCUGCAGGACAUCCCCCACCGCCUGGUGAACGUGGUGCUCGGAGCCCACAACGUGCACACGCAGGAGCCCGGCCAGCAGCACUUCGCGGUGGCGCAGGUGUUUCAGAACAACUACGACGCUGAGAACAAACUGAACGACGUUCUCCUCAUCCAGCUAAACCGUCCGGCCAACCUCAGUGCCUCCGUCGCCACAGUCCAGCUGCCACAGCAGGACCAGCCAGUGCCCCACGGCACCCAGUGCCUGGCCAUGGGCUGGGGACGCGUGGGCACCCACGACCCCCCAGCCCGGGUCCUGCAGGAGCUCAAUGUCACCGUGGUCACCUUCCUGUGCCGGCCACACAACGUGUGCACUUUCGUCCCUCGCCGUAGUGCCGGCAUCUGCUUUGGAGACUCAGGUGGCCCCCUGAUCUGUGACGGCGUCAUCCAGGGAGUAGACUCCUUUGUGAUCCGGGGAUGUGCCACCCGCCAGUUUCCCGACUUCUUCGCACGGGUAGCCCUCUACGUGGACUGGAUCCGUUCCACGCUGCGCCGCGUGGGGGCCGAGGGCCACCCCUGAGCCGCCUCCACCGCACUGGCCGGGACCCGAGCCCGGCUCCAAACCCUCGAGGGGGAUCUUUGGACAGAAGCAGCUCUUCUCCGAACACUGCCUCCUCCACCCGGGUCCGGGACAGCCCCACCCGUCGCCCCACACUGCCUCCCUCGGGGCUCCGGGAGACAGGCCGGCCCUGCACCUCUCCCCGCCGUGACCUCAAUAAAUGUUGAAACUCC